Molecule: messenger RNA, 1754 nt
Organism: Paramacrobiotus metropolitanus
Lineage: Eukaryota; Metazoa; Tardigrada; Eutardigrada; Parachela; Macrobiotidae
Product: N-acetylgalactosamine kinase-like
Exons: 4
Coding region: 175-1542 (455 amino acids)
Biological process (GO): carbohydrate phosphorylation; galactose metabolic process
Cellular component (GO): cytoplasm; cytosol
Molecular function (GO): ATP binding; galactokinase activity
Source: RefSeq, a predicted model, not a curated record
UCUUGAUUCUGCAAUUUCUGCCGACUGCAGAACACAUUGAGCAGUAAGUAAUUCAUCGCGUCAUUCGACGUUUUUUGAUUUAUAGCCAUCGACGCUAGUGCUUGCGUGGCAGAAGACGCUCUUUCUUACGAUUACAUAUUUGAAUGGGUAUCUGUUUUCUAUCCAAAAUAUAGAAUGGGCGAGUCCAGGGAUCGUUUGUCCAGAGUGUCUUCUGCGUUCCGGGAUAAGUUCGGAGAAGAUCCGCACUUCGUAGUGCGUGCUCCUGGCCGAGUGAACCUUAUUGGCGAGCAUAUUGACUACCAUGGGUAUCCUGUCCUUCCCAUGGCCAUCAGUCAGGACAUCGUUAUGGCGGUUACGGUGCCGCAUGAUGCCGCACAGGGACUUCGCUUGUGCAACGUCCAAUCCGACCGCUAUCGCGACUUCACCAGCUCGUUAGCCGAAUUCAAUUUCAAUCACAUGAGCAAACCACAAUGGCACCAUUAUGUCCUGUGCGGACUGAAAGGUGUGCAGGAGCAGCUUCCGGUUGGAAAGCAGCUCAGGGGAAUGCGGAUUAUGGUCGAUGGCAGCGUUCCUCCCAAUGCCGGCUUAUCCAGUUCCAGUGCGCUGGUAUGCUGUGCAGCCCUGGCAGCGAUGAAAGCUAAUGGAUUAGAUAUUCCAGCGGAUGUAUUAGCUACGAUAUGUGCCAAAGCUGAGCAUUAUAUCGGGACAGAGGGCGGCGGGAUGGACCAAGCAAUCUCAUUCUUGGCUCAGGCCGGCAAAGCUAAAUUGAUUGAAUUUGAUCCGCUGCGUUCGAGUGAUGUUGUAUUGCCGGAGGAUGUUGUUUUCGUGGUAGCUAAUUCCUGCGUGGAGCUGAAUAAGGCCGCUACCAAUCACUUCAACACACGGGUGGCGGAGGGCCGUAUUGCCGUACAAAUAUUGGCCCAUAUUCAUAAUCUCGAUUGGCGGACUAUUAAAAAGGCUUCCCAGCUGCAGAAACAAUUGCAUCUCUCCUUGGGACCACUGUUGCAUUUGGUCGAUAAGACAUUCAAGCCCGAGCCCUAUUCAAGAGCGGAUGUCUGUGCGUCAUUGGGGAUUAGUGAAGAGGAACUGCAGACCCACUGUUUGUCGGCUUCUACGCAGAAUCUACAGACCUUUGAACUCCUGAAAAGGAUACGGCAUGUCUUUAGUGAAACGGAUCGUGUCAAAGUUUUUAAGGAAACGUGUGAAAUCGGAAAAGGUGCUGAUGGUAAACACGAGUGUGCCAAGCGAUUGGGUGUGCUGAUGCAGGACAGCCACAUUAGCUGCCGUGAUGAUUAUGAAUGCAGUCAUCCGGAUUUGGACGAUCUGGUAUCGGUUAUGCAGCGCAGCGGUGCUUAUGGAGCCCGUUUAACGGGAGCAGGAUGGGGCGGAUGUGCUGUGGCUAUCGUGCCCAAACAGACUGCCGAAGCGUUUCUUAAGAAAGUGGAGGAAGAUUACUUCGCCAAGCAGCCACAGAGGGCGGCUAAAUUACCGGAAGCGCUGUUUAUUACCUCUCCGUCGGAUGGAGCCGGUUUAAUAUCUUAGUCAUUGAAGUUUUUGUCCAUAUUGCUAGCUCAGGGAGCUUUUCAGAGCACUUUUUGCUCUCUUUCAUCACAAUCUCGGUGCUAAAUUAUGACAUUACCAAACCAGUAUGAAGACGAUUCAGAAAUAGACGUCUAUAUUUAUUUACAACUUUGAUAACUGUUCUGUUAUUAGAUCAGAUGUUUCGGAAAAAACAAAAAUUAUCAACCCUUAAA